CUACUAAAACUUGAAAAGAAGCUGGUAGGUUUGGUUCUGCUAGCUGGUGUUGUUGAAGGCCGGCUUAUGAGUUUGGCAGACAUGAAACGUUAUGCUGCCCUUCCGUCUCUGGAUGGUGCCAGGGGCCAGCUGCUGUCCAUCCUCAGUGCUCCUGCUCAGAAACUUUCACAGAAUAUGACAUCUCACCAGAGAGAAUUGUCAUCAGCUCUUGAACGAUAUAUAUCAGAUCAGACUCCAUCACCACAAGCAGAAGAAAAAUGAGUGAGCAGAAUAAUACUUAUGAUAAUAUAGCUAUGUAAAUAGCCCUUGAAAGUGAAGUAAUAUCAUAACUUGCUUGUUUCUCCUCUUUCUGUACAUGAUGUAUUAUAGCUGUUUAAUAAAAAAGAUGUGAAAGUAAAUUAUGCUUCACAGAAAAAUAA
Messenger RNA from Penaeus vannamei (Pacific white shrimp), 419 nucleotides. The record is from RefSeq and is a predicted model, not a curated record. Lineage: Eukaryota; Metazoa; Arthropoda; Malacostraca; Decapoda; Penaeidae.